UGGGCACAGUUCCACACCUUGCAGGGCAAGCAUCAUUGCAAAAAUAUUUGCUGAAAAAAGUGCAGCUCCACCCCGAGGAAAACCGGGUCCGGGAGCAGAGCACGAUCCAGGCUGGCAGCCGGGAGGGCAGGGGAAUGAAGGAGAGUGGCUCCAGGGAGCCGAGCGCCKUCUGACACCUCCAGCCAGCAGCACCGGGGGCAGCGGGCACUCCCGGGGGGCCGGGCAGGGCAGGCGGCUCUAGGSAGACGGGCUGCAGGGGAAUCCAGCACAGCAGCUCAGGGUUGGCAGCCAUGGGCUGCUGGAGGGUCCCCAGCCCCGUGCUGGCCCUGCUGCURCUCCUGCGCCCCCCAGCCUGGCCAGCCUGCCCCGCUGCCUGCCGCUGCUCCCCGGGACRGGUGGACUGCGGCGAGCGUGGCCUCCGCCAGGUGCCCUGGAGCCUCUGGGCCAACACCAGCACCCUGCUGCUYGGCUACAACUUCAUCACCGUGCUGGGGCCACGCUCCUUCCCUCCGCUGCCAGRGCUGCGGCUGCUCAGCCUGGCCCACAACCGCCUGGAGCUGAUCCAUGGCCAGGCGCUGCUGGGGCUCGGGGCGCUGCGGGAGCUGGACCUCAGCCACAACCACCUCACCGUGCUGACCCCCGAGACCUUCCUGCCCCUCACCAGCCUGACCAUGCUCAACCUGGGCAGCAACAGGCUGGGGGAACUGCAGCCUGAGGUGCUGGGUGCCUUGCCCCAGCUCCAGGUGCUUCUCCUGCAGGACAACCCCUGGGUGUGCAGCUGCGGCAUCCUGCCCCUCUGGCGCUGGCUCAGCCACAACAGGGAAAAAGUGCGAGAGAAAAGUUUGCUCCUCUGCAGAGUUCCRGAGCAGCUGAACAAGUACCCGAUCAUGGCCUUUGGGGAUGARUCCUUCAGGCAGUGCCACGAGACCUCGCUGUCCUCCCAGCACUACAUCGCCUUCUUCAUCAUCGGACCCUUCUCCUUCAUCGCCAGCAUCUUCUUCUGCACUUUCAUGGGCUCCCUCAUGGUGCUGUACCACAGCCUGCGCCGCGAGUCGCUCUGCUGGAGGAGACCCCGCAUCUGCAGGGUGCACUGAGCCAGCCCAGCCCAGCCCAGCCCUGGGCAAGCUGUGCUCCAGCGGCUGGCAGCCACCUGGUGCAAACACGGCCCUGUGGACCAGUGAGAGCAAYUUCUGCUCUUGGAAUCGCUUUGCAUUUUCUCAGAGUCCCCCUGGAAGCUGCCCCUGCCAGGGUGAGCAGCCUCCAGCUCUGAGGUCAGCUCCAGCUGACCACAACUGCUCUCAGAGCUCUGGGAAGCUCCCCCAGAUCACCCUCAGAUCUGCAGAUCCCCUUCCUCUGGGGCAUCCUGGUGAUCCUUCUCCCCUUGUCGUGCCCCUGUGCUGCCCUCAGAGUGCWUUCAGGAUGCCCCACACACCUCGCUGUGCCUUCAGGAGCAGCCUGGGAGCCCCUGUSUGCAUCCAGGACACACCAGGCUCCUCUCAGUGCCUUUCAGGGCACCCCAGGAGUCACCAUCUGCUUUUGGUGCAGCCCAGGAGCCUCUGUGUGCCUCUCAGUUUGCUCCUACUACCUCCUAGGGCUUUUUGGUACCUACAGCACCUUCUGACUGCCCUCAGUGACCCCAGCAGCCUCAGCACCUUUUUUCUGUACCCUCAGAACUCCCUGGCUUGGCUUUUCUUGCACCCAAAUGCCAUGUUGGUCUUCUGUGCUCUGCCAGGCACUAGUUUGCUUUUUUGUGUGCCCCAGAGCUCUGAGUGUGCCUUUUGGAGCACCGGAAGGUCACUGGGUGGUUUGGAGGACUCCAAAGCCUUUGUGGGGCUUUCAGUACACCCCAGGCCUUGCUGCCCAAGGGCAGGGCUGAUUACACAAUGCUCCAUUUUGAUAGUUUCCUUCCAUUGAGUCAGAAAUGCUGGUGCUGAGAAGGCUCACCCAACAACCCAGCUCUAGGGUGAGGCUGAAGGUGAGGGUGAGGGCCAGGAGAAGCCAUGAGUUGACACUGAUGUGGUUCUGUGGAGGAGCUGCCAAAGGAGGGUGAGGCUGCAGUGGUUUCUCCCUCAACAGCUUUUCCCCAGGCUAUAACUCAUGCCCAGCUGAGGUUUAGGGUUAGCUCAGUGAUGGCAGUGGGGACACUUGACAGCCCAGAGCUGAGCCCUGGCUGCUGYCUCACCUCCCAUCGCCCACGAAAUGGCGUGGGGGCUGCCCCUGAACCUCCUGCCCUGCUGCCUCCUGCCCUUCCCUGAGGAAUUGCUGCUGGAAAUGCUUAGUCAGUGGGCUGGGAGAUGGCCUGGAAGGAUCUGGAUCUGUGCUCCAGGGGAAAGCACAAGCUGAGGUGACAAAAACAUCUUUCAAGGGGAAACAGUAGCCCUUUUUGGCCUGAUCUCUUAGCCACUGCAUGAUGAGAGCCACAAUGAGAUGCUGUGACYACCAGCCUUGUUCACUCUGUCCCCUGCCCACACAAGAGCUGGGACCUGCCAGGGAUGUGGCAGCAGUUGGUGCAUCCUUUGGCACACUCUUGGCAUGGGGUCAGCAAUCCACACAUAAAUAAACCAAAUGUCACCUCUGCUGUGGCUUGCUCCCAUUUUUAUUUUCRAGAGAGUAACCAAGCCAAUGUGCUACCACAUGGUGAGACUUCUCCUUGCUGCUCUGUUGUGGGGCUGGGGGGCUGCAGGGAGCUGCUGGAAGCAGUGUCUGCUCCAGUGCUCMCAGCCCUGCACCUGGAAGGGCUGCAGGGCUCCCACCAGGAUUGUUAUCUUGCCUUUACCAGAAGCCAUCCCAGUUCUCCCAGACCCUCUCUAGACAGCAUGCAGUUAUUCCCAAGAAGCCCUGGGCYUCUCAUUUGGAGCUAGAACAUCCUGCAUGGCCACCUGAACCCCGCGCCUUCUCUCAGGCCAUCCCAAGGCUGAGCCCCCGUGGAGGCUGGGCUGGUGGCCUCAGCACAUGGGGAGCAGGCUGUGAACACGUGAUGUUCCUUCAGUUCAGCCUUGGGGCACCUUCCUGCUUUGGAGAUCACUUGAUGGACCUCCCUGUGGGUGGGCUGACAUAUGGGGGCCUCCCCAGUGCCUUCAUCCCUGCAGUCUCUGUUCCCAAAGGCUGGCCCCACUGGCCAGGCCCCAGGCUGGCUCCCAGGAGAUGGGGGCCCAGCAUGGCAGGGGACUGUGUUGCCCAAGAUGGAGGUGGGGCAGGACCAGGGGUGUGGCACUGGUGUUUGGGUGGUCCCAGGCUGCCCCAUCCCCUCGCUG
This is a messenger RNA of Malurus melanocephalus (red-backed fairy wren), 3254 nucleotides long. It is a transcript of the gene LRRC26, whose product is annotated as leucine rich repeat containing 26. The record is from RefSeq and is a predicted model, not a curated record. The transcript has 2 exons. NCBI's taxonomy places the organism in Eukaryota, Metazoa, Chordata, Aves, Passeriformes, Maluridae. The coding region runs from base 291 to 1094 and encodes 267 amino acids. Gene Ontology annotation, molecular function: protein binding.